GGAGGUGGGUGCACAUAUCGAUACAGCAUGAGCGUUCGCUGCAGUGGCGAAGUCCAGUCACUCUAUUGAUAGUGAGCGAAGAUGAGCCAUCGAUGAUGACAAAGCGGGCACAUCCUCAGGCAGAAACUUUCCGCCAAGAGUUCGUGUGUGUGGGGCACUUCCGCGAUUUCUCUCUGAGCAGCAGCAGCAGCGACGCGGGCAGCCCGUCGACGUCGAGAUCCGCCUCUGCUGUUCGACCGCCGCAUUCCGUCCACCAUCGCCUACGACCCAAAGAACCUGCCACGAUGCCCGGCUUUCCCAGACUGUCGCUCGUCGAGGGUUCCUUCGAAGAGCUCGCGCUAGAACUCGCCCAAUACCUCGACAACGCCAAAGAAGGCUCGAAUGUCGCCGCCGAAAUCACACCUCUCCUUGCCGACGCCGAGAAGAGCGAGCGUCCAGCAGACUCCGAUCGCGAGAAUGCGCUGAAAAAGCUCGUGACAGGCAGCGCCGUCCUCAACAGCGCUCCAGAGCGGGAGUUGCAGGCUGCAUACAACCUUCUCAUCCACCUCAUCUCCCAAACCGAAGAGCCCGAGAUCUUUCUGCCACCACUCUGCAAAUACCUCAGCCAGCCCAUUAUAUCCUCCCCGCACAAUGGCGCGGGGAUUGCCCUUGGUAUUCUGGCCACAUUGUUCAACUCCAUCCAACCAGAUGACGAGACUCGCUACCACGUGCUCCUUGCCAUUAUCAGCGUCAUCAAGAGCUCAGGCAACUACGACACUUUGCGACCACAAUUGAAGAAUGUCGACAACUGGGUGGAGGAAUGGGAACUGGAACCAGCCGAGGCUCGAAAGCUGUUCCUAGCCAUUUCCGACGCGGCAGCCGCAGCAAAGGAGUCGGAGGAUAGCUACCAUUACCUGCUCAAGGCUCUCCGCACAAGCCAAGAUGCUGAGUCGGCCGCAGCGGCCAAGGACCUCUCCGUUCGCGCCCUCAAAGCUGCCCUUCACAACGACAAGCACUUCGACUUCCAGGACUUGACCGCGCUCGACAGUAUCCAAGCUCUGAAGAAGUCCGACGAGACUUGGUUCGAACUGCUCGAGAUUUUUUCUGCUCAAAACUUUGACGACUUCCAGGACUUCAAGGAGGCAAACCCUUCCUUCCUCUCCGAACAAAGUCUGGAUGAGGCAAUCCUCGACAAGAAGUUGCGCCUGCUCACCUUAGCCUCCCUCGCAGCCGCAGCGCACAAGGAGCGAACGCUGCCAUACAAGCAAAUCGCACACGGCCUCCAGAUCCCGCUCGAGGAGGUGGAGAUGUGGGUGAUCGAUAGCAUUCGCAGUGGGCUGGUCGAGGGCAAGCUUUCGCAGCAGAAGCAAGAAUUCCUCAUCCACCGUAGCACGCAUCGCGUGUUUACCGAGAAGCACUGGAGGGAGGUUGCAGCCAGAUUAGACGUUUGGAGAAACAGCUUGCAGAAUGUGCUUGCUGUGAUCCGACAGCAGAAGGAGGAAUUUCUGCGCGAGAAAGAGGCUGAGCUGCAGAACCAGGGGGCGAAUGGAGAAUCGAAGGCCUACAGGCCCAACCGCGGACCGCGAAAUCAGGCUGAGCGGAGAGAGCAGGCGAUAGAGGUGGAUUAGAGCGAUGGUUUCUCAUGGUGGGAGUCGGUAGCAUGGCGUUCCGGGCGUUGGGCGGAGACUGAGUGCUUCCCAGCACUGGUGGCAUGAAGAUAGAUAGCACGGUCGGCGUCUUGAUAGCUGGCCCGGCCCGUGGACGAUGCAAAUGAAGUGUUUCCAAGCUC
This is a messenger RNA of Pseudocercospora fijiensis CIRAD86, 1768 nucleotides long. RefSeq lists its product as uncharacterized. The record is from RefSeq and is a predicted model, not a curated record. Bases 285 to 1607 code for a protein of 440 amino acids. NCBI's taxonomy places the organism in Eukaryota, Fungi, Ascomycota, Dothideomycetes, Mycosphaerellales, Mycosphaerellaceae. Gene Ontology annotation, biological process: cytoplasmic translational initiation. Gene Ontology annotation, molecular function: translation initiation factor activity. Gene Ontology annotation, cellular component: eukaryotic translation initiation factor 3 complex; cytoplasm. The transcript has a single exon.